AUGACGAGAAACUUUUACACCCACACGGUGGCAGGCCCCAACGGCGAAAUCUUCGUAACGCAAAAAACAGAAUAUUUGGGCCAAGUUCUAGCGUCACUAGCAGUUUCCCUUGGACCACUUACCGCAGGACUCGGAAAGGGAUACAGCUCUCCAGCUAUUGCAUCCCUGCAACAAAGCGAUGCUGAAGCAUUUCCAGUUAGCGGACAACAAGCAUCUUGGUUAGCAUCUUUAUCUCUCCUUGGUGCUCUGUUCGGAGCGCCGGUAGGUGGACUGGCAGUCCGUUGGGGCAGAAGGAAAACCUUGGUAUUCGCUGGAGCUCCUCUUACCGUAUGCUGGAUCAUAACGGUAUUUGCUGUAAGUGUAGAAGUGAUGUGUUUUUCAGCUUUCAUUAGCGGAUUCUUGGUAGCAAUUGUCCAACUAAGCGCACAAGUGUAUGUCAGCGAAAUUGCAGCUCCAUCUAUUCGUGGAGGUCUCAGUGCUCUCCUGAAAAUAGCAGGACAUGCAGGAGUACUGGUAUCAUUCAUUGCAGGAGCAUUCCUAAAUUGGAGACAGUUGGCAGGUUUUAUCUCUUUAGUUCCAGCAAUUAUGUGUGUCGUACUAUUAAAUGUACCAGAAAGUCCAGGUUGGCUUGUUCUGCGUGGUCGAGACCAAGAAGCUGAGAAGGCUCUACGAUGGUUACGAGGAGACACUGCAGAUCUACAACUUGAAUUAGCGUUGCUCCAAGCACAUGUACUCUCGAGACCAAUGCCAAAAAAUCCGCUACUGCUGAUGCAAACCUUAAAAAGUCCAGCUUUAAUAGCUUGCGGUCUAAUGUUUUUUCAACGAUUUUCUGGCGCUAACGCAUUUUACUUCUAUGUAGUAAGUGUCUUCAAGGAGACUUUUGGAAACACCAAUCCCCACACUGCUGCCGUUGCAGUAGCCGUAGUACAGUUAUUAUCCUCAUUAUUAUCAGGCUUGUUGGUCGACUCUGCAGGGCGACUACCUCUAUUGGUAGCUUCUAGCGUUCUUAUGACAAUGGCCUUGGCCUCCUUUGGCUCAUUUGCUUAUUAUGAAGAAGUUAACACGAAAUCUGUAGCUAAUUUGGACUGGAUCCCUUUGCUUUGCGUUCUAGUUUUCACGGUUGCUUUUUCUUUAGGAAUAAGCCCUAUAAGUUUGCUGCUGGUCAGCGAGCUGUUUGCGUUGGAGCACCGUGGAUUCGGAACCGCUCUAGCCACAGGUUUUAGUUAUUUUUGCGCUUUUGUUGGAGUAAAAACGUUCGUGGACUUUCAGGAAUUAUUAGGGCUGUACGGGGCCUUUUGGCUCUAUGCUUUUAUAUCUAUUUGCGGGCUGUGUUUUAUUGUAUGCUGUGUACCGGAGACCAAAGGACGAGAUUUAACGGAGAUAGAUACGGGUAGGUGAUCCAACGCUAUGAGACAGAUGCACAAAGUCUC
Diabrotica virgifera virgifera (western corn rootworm) is the source of this 1430-nucleotide messenger RNA. RefSeq names its product facilitated trehalose transporter Tret1-like. Gene Ontology annotation, cellular component: membrane. Gene Ontology annotation, molecular function: transmembrane transporter activity. The transcript has 2 exons. Gene Ontology annotation, biological process: transmembrane transport. NCBI's taxonomy places the organism in Eukaryota, Metazoa, Arthropoda, Insecta, Coleoptera, Chrysomelidae. The coding region runs from base 1 to 1398 and encodes 465 amino acids. The record is from RefSeq and is a predicted model, not a curated record.